UUUUUUUGAGUUUCCAUUCUACUUUUAGCGACUAAUUAGAUUCUAAUUUGUUUUCUUUAAAUAAUUAAUUAACAAGAUACGUUCAUAUUUAUUUCCUCAUAAACCAUGAGCUGUGUGAGUGACUUAUCUCAAUCAAACGAGUAUCUGAGUUUUCGAAGUAAUAUACCGUUACGGAAAAUCAUUGUUGAUUCAGAUAGUUCCAAGGCAUGGCGAAUAUUCGAUUCUGGUCCGAAGUCGGUCGCAUGUCCCUUGAUAUGUUUACCACCCGUUUCUGGAACGGCGGAUGUUUUCUACAAGCAAGUGAUGGGCCUGGCUUCCAGAGGGGUUCGUGUGAUAUCCGCGGAACCCCCGCCUUACUGGAAUAUGAAGGAGUGGUGUGAUGGGUUCAAAAGACUGAUUGACUACCUAGAACUUGACAAGGUGCAUAUUUUUGGAGCUUCCUUAGGUGGAUUCCUAGCCCAAAAAUUUACAGAGCUAACACUAAACUGCCCCCGGGUGGCAUCCCUAAUACUGUGCAACUCCUUCACCGACACCUCCGUGUUUGAGUUCAAGGACUCCUCAGCUCUCUUCUGGCUUCUCCCCUCCCUGGUUCUAAAGAGGAUGCUAAUGGGAAACUUCUCAGCAGAUAAAGCUGAUAGAAGAAUCAUUGAGGCUAUUGAUUUUAUGGUUGAGAGACUAGAGUCCCUAAACCAAUCGGAGCUAGCUUCACGGUUAACCCUCAACUGCACACCGGGCUACAUGCAGCCGCAUCUCCUAAGCGAGCUGCCGGUGACCGUCAUGAACGUGUGGGACGAGUGCGCGCUGAGCCCGCAAGUCCGGGAGGACCUGUACAAGUCGUACCCGCAGGCCAAGCUGGCGCAUUUGAAGAGCGGCGGCAACUUCCCCUAUCUGAGCAGGAGCGAUGAAGUCAAUUUGCAUUUAUUAAUCCACCUCCGGCAGUUCGACAACACGGAGCUGUCGGCGUCGUACCUCAGCCUGCACCGGCUGCCGGCGCCUGCGCAGCCCGAGGAGGGCACGGUCAGCUACUUCAACCAACGAGAUAAAUUCGUCAAGAUCUCUUGAAUCUACCUAUUGCGGCAAUAUAAGACGGAACCACGUUGUCGUUUGUCUAUAAUAGCGGUUAUUUGCAGUGGUGUAAGGGAGAAAUCAUCCUUUUAGAGCCAAUAUUCUUAUAAUUUGCUCUAUGGACCUUAAGAGGGUCUACAAGAACAUAUAUUAUUGAGAGCACUUAAGUUGCACAUAAUAAGUUUUAGCACAUAGGCCAUAAGGCCAACAUAGUGACUAUUACCUGUUUUACGAACCUAAAUCAAUAAAAAAAUGAUAUUUAUAUAAUUACGAAUACAAGGGAUUUUUGGGUCGGCAAACUUUUGGGAAGAAGACCGCAGUAACCGCAGUAAAAAUCACGAGUUUUAGAAAGAGGAGCCGUAAAUGUUCUUUUCGGGGGUCAGAACCCUCUAAUGUUAAUUUAUGGGUGGCUUGAAGAGCCGAAAAUGGACCUACAAAGAGCCGCAUGCGGCCCGUGAGUCGCGGUUACCCGACCCCUGUCAUGCAGCGUACUACGUAAGCGAACAACACGCGAAAGCGAAGCGGUGCGGCGUGGGGUGAAAAUCCUUUGAUACCUAUACAAGUGUCCUGCGUGGGCGAUCUCUUUGCGAACGCGAACGCCUUGGGCCCGCCGCGCCGCUUCGCGUUCGCGAGUUUUUCGCUUACGUAAGACGUAGCGUUAUAGACAAACGACAAAAGUAGUACCGUCAGCACUAGCGGAAGUAGCUAAGCAAGCAGGUAUUUCAUAUGAUCUGCACAUGUCUUAAUCUCUAACUUAGUGGUUCCUAACCUUUUUAGUACAACGCAGUCACAACCUGUGACCCCUUUGACUAACUAGGGAACUCGAUUUUACCCCUCCUCCAUAAUCUUUUUUUUUUUUCAGUAAAAUGCUAGUUUUACCCCCACGGGGGUAAUUACCCCCAGGUUAGGAACCGCUGCUCUAACUGUAUAGCUGUGCUCAGCUCGUUUUGAACACCACGCGCUUAGCUACUUCUACAGCUGACUGUAUGGUUGUUUGACAACAAAAAUUAACUUUAAUUACUCUGUGUGCCUAUAAACACUAGGAUUAAGUAAAAAUGCUUUAUAACGGAAUAUUAAGUCAUGUUAUAAUCUUAUAAUGUAGGUAUAUGGACGGUAUAGGAUACCAAAUAGUUUUUAAAUUGAGAAAUUGAUUAGGAUUAGAAAAGAACUAUAUUAGGGAUAAAAACUCACACAUAAUACUUCAAAUUCUGUUAAUUAUAUAUACGAAAAUAAUUCCUUACGUUAAAGAUAACAUAAAGUAGUUUUUGACAAUAAAUUAAUACUUGGAUGUGAAUUAAUAAACGUUUACAAACAACGAUAUAAUUAUAUUUAAUUAUAAUUAUUUAAAGUAGUCUAAGUACAUAGAAAAAUGCAAAAUUUAAAUGUGCCAAAAAUAGCCUGCCAAACAAAAGUACAUCCGCGAAACUAGGUUUGUAUUUGAGAAACGAAAUUAGGCUAUAAAUAAUUUUGAUAUCACAGUAGUAUAUUAUUCCUCAGUAGGUUAGACUGAUUUGCACUACUGAUGUGUUCUGAAUUUUGACGUCUUUUAUAAAAAAAACGUGUAAAAGACGCAGCUUAAAUUAUAUCGACUACAUUAUAUUAUGUUAUAUUUUACUUUUUAUAAGUUGUUAUAAAAAUCAACCAUGAAAUGUAUUUAAAAACGUUGUACUUU
This is a messenger RNA of Cydia strobilella, 2737 nucleotides long. Its product is annotated as maspardin-like. Bases 106 to 1062 code for a protein of 318 amino acids. The record is from RefSeq and is a predicted model, not a curated record. The transcript has 5 exons. NCBI's taxonomy places the organism in Eukaryota, Metazoa, Arthropoda, Insecta, Lepidoptera, Tortricidae.